Ilyonectria robusta is the source of this 804-nucleotide messenger RNA. RefSeq lists its product as uncharacterized. The annotation marks the transcript as partial. The transcript has a single exon. Gene Ontology annotation, molecular function: oxidoreductase activity, acting on the CH-OH group of donors, NAD or NADP as acceptor. The record is from RefSeq and is a predicted model, not a curated record. Lineage: Eukaryota; Fungi; Ascomycota; Sordariomycetes; Hypocreales; Nectriaceae.
CCCCAACAACCUACGAGGGACUCUGCUGCUGGGCUAUUCAACAUAUGCGACAGCGCCAUCAUCACCGGUAGCCACGGAGCCAUAGCCAUGGCAGUCGCAAGGGCGCUCUUACAGCACGGCCCUCUGAUCUGGCUGUGUUUGACAUCAACCUCAUCCCGUCUCGUGAAAAAAUCCUGGCAUUGAAGAACGAAUUUCCAAGAGCGAGAAUCCAAUGCUUUGAAGUCGACGUGGUUGACGACCUUGAGACCAGACGAGCCGUCAAUGCCACAGCCGCUGCCUUCAGCUCUCCAUCGACGCCCAGGUCUGCUGCGCUGGGAUUUCGGGCGCGGCCCACGCUAUCUCGAGACCGGCGGCGACACAUCCUCGACAUCAACAUCACGGGGACGUUCCUCUGCGCGUAGGUAGUAGCGAAGUAGAUGAUCCUGCAGGGCAUGGUCGGGCACACGGUCUUCACGACGUCCGCGCCGGCUUCCCCUCAGUCGCAGGUGGCGCACAACUUUAGCAAGGCGGCGUUCUUGAUGCUCAAGAGCACGCUGGCGGCCGAGUGUACGCGGUGCAACAUCAGCGUCAAAGGAAUCAGUCCUGGGUACAUUGACACGACGCGCAACACUGGAAAUGGGCUUGCGCCAGUGCACAAAGUGAACCGCAAUCCAUCUGGGUGGUUAGGGAUGCCGGAGGUGACUGGGGCUGUGGUGAUGCUGCUGAGCAGGUCGGGUUCAUACAUCAACGGGCCUGAUAUCGUGGUCCAUGGAGGCGGCAUCGUCUUCGAGUGGUGGGUUAUCCGUCUAGUCUGUUUGGCUCGUU